Aspergillus affinis is the source of this 570-nucleotide messenger RNA. RefSeq names its product ribonuclease H family protein. The record is from RefSeq and is a predicted model, not a curated record. Gene Ontology annotation, molecular function: RNA-DNA hybrid ribonuclease activity; nucleic acid binding. The transcript is spliced from 2 exons. NCBI's taxonomy places the organism in Eukaryota, Fungi, Ascomycota, Eurotiomycetes, Eurotiales, Aspergillaceae. Bases 1 to 570 code for a protein of 189 amino acids.
AUGUGGUUAGUUAAGGCACUCGAUCUUGAAUAUCUGGUCUUCCUUGGUCACGAUAUCGUAGAUGGCAUCGUUGUGGCCGGGGACCCUGUUGUCCUGGUGGGCCAUAAUGUCCUCGCCGACGAGCAUUUCUUGCUGUGUGGGCCGCUGCUAAUUUCACGCUCCCCGCCCCCGCCCACGUUGCCCCUGAGGUGCAUCAUUGAGGGGGCAGAGGAGGCAGUUCAGACCCACGAUAGAGUCUGCCGCGAGGACCGGCAGAUCUGGUAUACAGAUGGAAGCGGCUAUCAGGGGAUGAUCGGAGCCGCCGCGGUCUCUAUUCGAGCAGGAAGGACCGCCAGGAAGCAUCUAGGAACGGAACUGGACUCUACGGUCUACGUGGGGGAGUUGGAAGGGGCCCGAAUGGCCCUGGAUCGGGCGAAGCCUACCCCGAUUACGACCUUCUCAGAUAGCCAGGCAGCUAUUCAAGCUGUGCGCAACCCUGGCCGGCCAUCGGGCCAGUACGCACUGCGGGCUAUUUACGGGAGGGUUAGGGCCCUGCGGAGCGAGGGCCUGGAGGAUGCUGAACUGCGUUAG